GCGGCGGCUGCAGCAGCGGCUCCGUGUCAUUCCUUCGGCAGCAGCGGCGGCCGCGGAGUUAGCAUCGGGGGGCUCAUCAGACUGGAGGCUGCCGGAGGAGAUGCCAUGGUUGGAACCAAGCCGGGUCCUGUUCAAAUCGUUUUGGUCCACAAAGAACAACAUUCCUUUGAGUUGGACGAGAAGGCGUUGAGCCAAGUCCUGCUGCAAGAUGCCAUCCGUGACCUUGACGUGGUGGUUGUGUCCGUGGCAGGCGCUUUCCGCAAGGGCAAGUCUUUCCUGCUGGACUUCCUUCUGCGUUACCUGUACACGCAGAAAGAAGACAGCAAAAUUGAUUGGCUGGGGGUGGAAAAUCAGCCCCUGACAGGGUUUUCGUGGCGGGGGGGCUCGGACCCCGAGACCACCGGCAUUCAGAUCUGGAGCGAAGUCUUCAUCGUGAUGAAGCCCAACGGGAAGAAGGUCGCCGUUGUGCUGAUGGACACCCAGGGGGCUUUCGACAGCCAGUCCACCGUCAAAGACUGCGCCACCAUUUUUGCUCUCAGCACCAUGACCAGUUCCGUUCAGAUUUACAACUUGUCCCAAAACAUCCAAGAAGACGACCUCCAGCAGCUCCAGCUCUUUACCGAAUACGGGCGUCUGGCCAUGGACGAAAUCUUUCUCAAGCCAUUCCAGACGCUGAUGUUCCUGGUGCGAGAUUGGAGUUUUCCCUACGAGUAUAACUACGGCUUGGACGGAGGCAUGAGUUUCCUCGAUAAACGUCUGGAGGUCAAAUCUCACCAGCACGAAGAGAUCCAGAACGUUCGCAAGCACAUCCAUUCCUGCUUCACCAACGUCAACUGUUUCCUCUUGCCUCAUCCGGGACUCAAAGUGGCCACUAGCCCGAAUUUUGAUGGCCGUCUGAACGACAUCGCCGACGAAUUCAAGGAUCAGUUGAAGCAGUUGAUCCCCUUCGUCCUGGAUCCCAGUCAGCUCUUAGAAAAGGAGAUCAAUGGCUCGAAAGUGACCUGCCGAGGCCUGUUGGAGUACUUCAAGGUGCGUUUCAUCACACCGAGCAUUGUUUGCUUUCUUUUUUUUCUUUUUUCUUCAGCGAGAUGAAGGUCAGCAAAGAAACAAAGAUAUUGAGGGCUGCUCAGUCCGGCGGCCGGA
Notechis scutatus (mainland tiger snake) is the source of this 1143-nucleotide messenger RNA. The record is from RefSeq and is a predicted model, not a curated record. Lineage: Eukaryota; Metazoa; Chordata; Lepidosauria; Squamata; Elapidae.